Molecule: messenger RNA, 4986 nt
Organism: Mytilus trossulus (common blue mussel)
Lineage: Eukaryota; Metazoa; Mollusca; Bivalvia; Mytilida; Mytilidae
Product: mucin-2-like
Exons: 25
Coding region: 121-4593 (1490 amino acids)
Biological process (GO): cell surface receptor signaling pathway; adenylate cyclase-activating G protein-coupled receptor signaling pathway; negative regulation of angiogenesis
Cellular component (GO): plasma membrane
Molecular function (GO): G protein-coupled receptor activity
Source: RefSeq, a predicted model, not a curated record
AUAAAGUGCGGUAAAAAUACAAAAAAUGAAAUGGCAUAGUUCAAAUCAAUAAAUUCUUGAUUUUAAGUGUAUAGUUGAUAUUCGUAACGAAAUUAAAAUAAGGUGCUCUUGCCGCAGAAAAUGUGGAGCGUGUUUACAUUGUCUUGUACAUUUAUGAUUGUGAAUAUAAUUACAGUUACAGAUCUACCUGGGUCUACUGCAACGACCACAACUAUAACUACUGUCAAUGAUUUUACGACAAUCACAUUACCUACAACUACUUUUCCCGAUUAUAUAGCAACGGCAUCAACUCAGUCGACAAUUGCAUCUCACUCAACUCCGGUUGAAACAACAGUAGCAUCAACACAGGAGGCAACGACAUUAGCUAUAACAACUUCUCCCAUUGAAUCCACAACGGCAUCAUCUUUUGAGACAACAAUAUUAGAUAUAAUGUCUUCUCCGGUUGAAACAGGAACAACAUCAACUCAGGCGACAACACCAUUAGUUUUAAGUAAUGUUCCCGAUGAAACAUUGUUAGUAUCUCAGGAGUCAACCCAAUUAGCUAUCAGUUCUUUUUGGGUGGAAACAUUAAUAGCGUCAACUCAGCUGGCGACAACAUUGUCUAUAACUAGUUUUCCCUUUUCUCCCGUUGAAACAACAACGGCAUCACCUUUUGAGACAACAAGAUUAUAUAUUAUAUCUUCUCCGGUUGAAACAAAAACAACAUCAACUCAGGCGACAACACCAUUAACUUUAACUAAUGUUCCCGAUGAAACAUUGUUAGUAUCUCGGUCAACCCAAUUAGCUAUCAGUUCUUUUUGGGUGGAAACAACAAUAUCGUCAACUCAGCUGGCGGCAACAUUGUCUAUAACUACUUCUCCCGUUUCGACGACGACGGUAUCAACUCAGGAGACAACGACAUCAUCUUUAAUAUCAAUUCAGAAGACAACUACAUCAGCUUUAACUACUUAUCCCGAUGUUACGACACCGGUAUCAACUCAGGAGACAACGACAUCAGCUUUAACUACUUCUCCCGAUGUUACGACAGCGGUAUCACCUCAGGAGACAACGACAUCAGAUUUUUAUACUUCUCCCGAUGUUACGACAACGGUAUCAACUCAAGAGACAACGACAUCAGCUUUAACUACUUCUCCCGAUGUUACGACAACGGUAUCAACUCAGGAGACAACGUUAUCAGCUUUAACUACUUCUCCCGAUGUUACGACACCGGUAUCAACUCAGGAGACAACAACAUCAGAUUUAAAUACUUCUCCCGAUGUUACGACAACGGUAUCAACUCAGGAGACAACAACAUUCGCUUUAACUACUUCUCCCGAUGUAACGACAACGGUAUCAACUCAGGAGACAACAACAUCAGCUUUAACUUAUUCUCCCGAUGUAACGACAACGGUAUCAACUCAGGAGACAACGACAUUCGCUUUAACUACUUCUCCCGAUGUUACGACAGCGGUAUCACCUCAGGAGACAACAACAUCAGAUUUAACUACUUCUCCCGAUGUUACGACAACGGUAUCAACUCAGGAGACAACGACAUUCGCUUUAACUACUUCUCCCGAUGUAACGACAACGGUAUCAACUCAGGAGACAACGACAUUCGCUUUAACUACUUCUCCCGAUGUUACGACAGCGGUAUCACCACAAGAGACAACGACAUCAGCUUUAAAUACUUCUCCCGAUGUAACGACAACGGUAUCAACUCAGGAGACAACGACAUUCGCUUUAACUACUUCUCCCGAUGUUACGACAGCGGUAUCACCACAAGAGACAACGAAAUCAGCUUUAACUACUUCUCCCGAUGUAACAACAACGGUAUCAACUCAAGAGACAACGACAUCAGCUUUAACUACUUCUCCCGAUGUUACGACAGCGGUAUCACCUCAGGAGACAACGACAUCAGAUUUAAAUACUUCUCCCGAUGUUACGACAACGGUAUCAACUCAGGAGACAACGACAUCAGCUUUAACUACUUCUCCCGAUGUAACAACAGCGGUAUCAACUCAAGAGACAACGACAUCAGCUUUAACUACUUCUCCCGAUGUAACGACAACGGUAUCACCUCAGAAGACAACAACAUCAGCUUUAACUACUUCUCCCGAUGCGACGACAACGAUAUCACUUCAGGAAACCACGACAUCAGCUUUAACUACUUCUCCCGAUGUAACAACAACGUUAUCAACUCAGGAGACAACGACAUCAGCUUUAACUACUUCUCCCGAUGUUACGACAGCGGUAUCAACUCAGGAGACAACGACAUCAGCUUUAACUACUUUUCCCGAUGUUACGACAGCGGUAUCAACUCAGGAGACAACGACAUCAGAUUUAAAUACUUCUCCCGAUGUUACGACAACGGUAUCAACUCAGGAGACAACGACAUCAGCUUUAACUACUUCUCCCGAUGUAACAACAACGGUAUCAACUCAAGAGACAACGGCAUCAGCUUUAACUACUUCUUCCGAUGUUAUGAUAACGGUAUUACCGCAGGAGACAAUGACAUCAGCAUUUACUACUUCUCCUGAUGUUACGAAAACGUUUACAACUCAGGAGACAACGACAUCAGCUUUAACUACUGCAAAGGAUGUUACAACAACACACUAUUUAGAAACUAAAACUGCAGUACAACUUACAACGUCAUCGCCUCUGAAGACUACAACAUCUACAAAAGUUGUAACAGCUUAUUGUUCAGAAGGGAUAUUAAACAAUAUAACAUGGUCACAAAUAGCAGCUGGAGAAAAAGACACACAAAAAUGUCAUCCUGGGUAUACAGGUAAUGCCUUUCGAACAUGCAACGACAACGGUGAUUGGGAAGACCCGGUGUAUAUAGAAUGUGUUAAUAUGGUACUUCAUGAAACAUCAGAAGCGGUAAAUAGUCUUAGAAAUAUCACUGAUCCUGUUAAGGUAGCAGAAGGUAUAUCUGGCGUACUGGAUAUUGUAGAUACUGCUAUAGGGAAAGAAAAUCCUCCUACAUCUGGAGAUUUGAAACAUACUACUAACAUCCUGACUGACAUUAUAGACAUAGGAACAGCAGCAAAUGCGUCUGUGGAUUCCGAGAAAUUCGGAGAAGUUCUAAAUUCUAUAUUGGAUACAGAUAAUAGCGGUAGCUGGAAUGAAGUUAAUGCGGAGGACCAAUCCGACGAAGGUGCAUCAAAAAUAAUGGGAAUAGUAGAUAGUCUAGGUAGUCUCGUUCAACAGAGUUUACUACCUAAUCAAACCAUAACCAUUAUCAAAACAAACUUAGUUAUAGAGGUUUCAACUUUGACGAAGAACCUUACUUUCCCGCCAGAUUCAAAUUCGAUGUCAAAAUUAAUUCUUGCAAACCAACCAUCUCUUCAAGAUACUUUUUACACAGCGGCCCUCUACAGAACAUUGUCCGGUAUACUUCCAACAACGCCCAAUAGAUCAGUUGGUUCUGACGUGAUUUCGGUAUCUUUUGGCCAAGCUAUUGACAUCUUAAAAGAAAAUAUUACAAUCAGAUUUGAGCAAAAUAAAAAGGUGACAUUCACAGAUCCCAAGAUAUCGUGUGGAUAUUGGAACUUCAGUGCUAGAAGUUGGGCUAAUAGCGGAUGUUAUCUCAAACAGACUGAAUCUAAUGUUUCUACAUGCACAUGCAAUCAUUUAACUAAUUUUGCCAUAUUGAUGAGCCCUAGUGAUUUUGAAAUUACAGAAUUACACCAGAGAGCCUUGGAAAUUAUCACUUUUGUUGGUUGUGGACUAUCAAUAUUAGGGUGUACUCUUACCCUCAUUACUUACUAUAUAUUCUGGAGGUAUGUUAAAAAUGAAUGGACUGUUAUUUUAUCGAAUAUGUGUGUAGUAUUGAUCAUUGGAUAUUCCGUUUUCUUAAGUUCUACAAACGUCACAGACAAUGAGAUUGCUUGUAUUAUAGUAACAGCUGUUCUACAUUACGUGUUUUUGGUUGUAUUCUUCCUUAUGUUAUGUGAAGGAAUAUCAGUAGCUAGAUCUGUCACCGUUGUCUUCAAGAGAAAAUCUGAAGUACGUUUUUAUUUACCAUUUGCUUGGGGCGUUCCAUUCGUGAUUGUAGGAAUAACUAUCGGAGUAACGCGCCUUAAAGGCUAUCAUUCAGAAAAAUAUUGCUGGCUUAGCACAAAUAAUUUUGUAUUUAUGGCCUUUGUUGGACCUGCUCUACUUAUUAUACUGAUUAAUAUAGUAAUAAUACAUGUUGUAUUAAAAGCUAUCUAUUCUACAAAUGCAAUGAUGAACGAAAGAAUAAAGAAAAAAGUCAGAGCGGGUGUUAAAUGUAUGGCUGUAUUAAUACCAGUAUUAGGAUUGUCAUGGUUAUUUGGAAUUCUGGCAUAUAAUGAAGAUACUAUCAUAUUUCAGUAUUUAUUUGGUAUUUCUACUUCCCUCCAGGGAUUUAUUAUAUUUAUAAGAGAUGCAGUUUCAAAUAAAAAGUUACACGAAGGAAUCAGGAGAGCGAUGCAUAGAUAUAGAUCAAACUCGAUGUUAAAAGCUAGCAGUAAAACACAGUCUUCUGGUGUACAGAACAGAUUUGAUUUGAAAGGUAGCCAAAUGAGUGCAGAUGAAUAUCCAUACACCACACCAAUGAGGGCUCAUCUGAAGACGCGGACUUUUAUUUAAAUGUACAAUAUACAUCAAAAUUUGUUUCAAUGAAAGAAAAAGAAUAGUUGCGUUCACCAAACAAUUGUCAAACUUAUGCAUGUACAAUGCAAUAAAUAUAAAACUAAAAUUUGAUGACAUUUAAUGAAACUACUGACUGUCGUAUGUUCUAAGUAGUCAAUAAUGGGUCUUAAGAUAUUUGUUCGUGGAUGAUAUUUGUUGAAUGUUAGUACUUAACAAUUAUUCUAGUUACAAUUUAUUAAGUUAAUCAUUAGAAGAAAUCACCAACAGUAGCUGAGAGACGUACAUCAAAAGGGCUUAUUAAAAAGAAAAAAACUAUGAAUUAGUUCGUAAGAAACUUUGAAUACUGUUUGCAAAAUAUCUUGGUAUAUAUUUCAGACAUGUAUAUGUGUA